AUGGCUAACGAAGAAGACGUUGGCAGCAAGGCCGUGAAGCGGUAUGAAGGUCUAAUCACGUUACGAACUAAGUCGAUCGAGGGAAAGGGAGGAGCUUGGUAUUGGACAUAUUUCGAACCCAUUUUAACUCAAAAUCCAGAAACCAACCAACCAAAAGCUGCUAUGCUCAAAUGUACAUUGUGCGCUUCCACCUUUUCUGCAUCCAACCCUUCUAGAACAGCCAAUGAACAUCUCAAGAAAGGAACUUGUCCCAAUUUCAACUCUCCUUUUUCUCAGAAUCAUCAUCAUCAUCAUCAUCGAAGGAGAAGCUUCACUCCUUCUUCUUCUUCCUCUGUUUUAUACCCAUUGCAGUCGCAGAGGAACUUGCUUUUAUCAGGCGGGAAAGACGAUUUCUCUGCUCUCGCAAUGUUAGAAGAUAGUGUUAAGAAGCUUAAACGACCAAAGCCCAUACCUGCUCCAUCUUUGACUCUCCUGCAAGUACAUUCCGCCAUUGAUACACUCUCCCACUGGUUCUACGAAUCUUACGGCUCAGUUUCAAUUUCAGCUCUCCAACACCCAAAAUUCAAGGCUUUCCUCAAUCAAGUCGGCUUGAUCGCUGUUACCCAGAAAGAUAUUCUUGGUUCGAGAUUAGAAUCGAGAUUUAGAAACGUAAAGAUGGAAUCCGAAUCAAGAAUAAACGAGUCACCGUUCUUCCAGGUCGCGUCCGACGGGUGGAAAAUCAAGAAUCGCGAAACCCAGAAACUAGUUAGAUUCUUCAUCAAUCUUCCAAACGGAUCGAGCGUCUUUCACAAAACCUGUUUCGUCGCGAAAACCGUCCCUUCCGAAUACGCAGAAGAGAUUUUACGAGACUCUUUAACAAAAACAGGUAAUGACAAUAUUGUUCAUAGAUGUGUAGGCAUAGUUACAGAUAAGUACAAGAUGAGCGCUUUAAGAAAUUUGGAAAUUGAAUACCCAUGGAUGGUUAAUUUAUCUUGCCAGAUUCAAGCUUUCAUUAGUCUCAUCAAAGAUUUCAUAACCCAUCUUCCAAUUUUCAAAUCCGUCGUUGAUAACUGUUCUAAACUAACGAACAAUAGAUUCCAUAACGACGUCGAAUUUUUCAUCCCAAUGCUGGACGACGUUCAUAAAUCGACGAUCCCUGUUGAGGAUGCGGGAUUUCGCAACAAUUUGGAAGCCGUCCGAUCGUUAACAAAGAUGAUGAAAGGAAUGGCAGACGAAAUCCGUUUGGAAAGGCCGUUGGUUUCACAAUGCCUUCCUUUAUGGGAUGAAUUGCGGGGAAAGGUUAAGGAAUGGUGUGCGAAAUUCAACGUGGAUUUAAAUGAAGUCGAGACAAUUCUAGAGAGGCGGUUUGAUAAAAACUACCAUCCUGCAUGGUCAGCUGCUUUCAUUCUUGAUCCUCGAUAUUUAUUGAGAGAUGAAAAUGGAAAAUACGUUCCGCCUUACCAAUACUUGACGGUUGAACAAGAGAAGGAUGUGGAGAGGGUGAUCACGAGUAGAUUAGUUUCGAAAGAAGAGAUUCCGAUAGCUUUAAUGGAGUUAAAGAGAUGGAGGAUUGAAGGAUUGGAUCCGUUGUAUGCGAAAGCCGUGCAAGUUAAAGAGAAGGAUACGAGGACAGGUAAGAUGAAGAUGGCGAAUCCUAGUAGUAGUAGAUUGGUUUGGGAGACUUGUUUGAAAGAUUUGGAAACGAUUGGGAAAGUGGCGGUUAAGCUUUUGUUUCUUCAUGGAACCGCCUCUUGUGGGUUUAAUAAGGUUGAUUGGGGGUCGUUAAGGGUUUGUGAAGUUGGUUUGGAAAGUGUUGAGAAAAUGGUAUUUAUUGCGACUCAAGCUAAGCUUGAAAGACGAGAUUUUUCGAGUGAUGAACAAGGGAAAGACACUCCCUAG
This is a messenger RNA of Impatiens glandulifera, 1878 nucleotides long. RefSeq lists its product as uncharacterized. NCBI's taxonomy places the organism in Eukaryota, Viridiplantae, Streptophyta, Magnoliopsida, Ericales, Balsaminaceae. The transcript has a single exon. The record is from RefSeq and is a predicted model, not a curated record. The coding region runs from base 1 to 1878 and encodes 625 amino acids.